This is a messenger RNA of Podarcis muralis (Common wall lizard), 5306 nucleotides long. It is a transcript of the gene GPR149, whose product is annotated as G protein-coupled receptor 149. Gene Ontology annotation, molecular function: G protein-coupled receptor activity; neuropeptide binding. The record is from RefSeq and is a predicted model, not a curated record. Gene Ontology annotation, cellular component: plasma membrane; neuron projection. Gene Ontology annotation, biological process: neuropeptide signaling pathway. NCBI's taxonomy places the organism in Eukaryota, Metazoa, Chordata, Lepidosauria, Squamata, Lacertidae.
GACACUUUCCUCUCUUCUGCUCCCCGGCUUCUAUCUGACUCCUCCCUCCUGCAGCUCUGAAUAGUGCAGAGCGAGCCAACGAGCUUCUCCUUUUCUCCCCCCGCUGCUAUAGUUCCUUCUCAGCCGGCAGCGUGAGACCGAGAUUCUCCUUUCUUUCCACUACGGCACGUUUUCUGGUACCUGCUGGACGCGUCUGACUUGCAGAGCUAAACUUGAUCAAGAGGAUCCGGGACCCAUUCAAAAACAGAGAAAUCACGUUGCCUUAUUUUCUUGCAUCUUUUCCUCCCCGGCACUUAAUGCUCCUUUUUCAAACCAUGUGCUCUUUUUUCCUCUCUCUCAAGUGACAGCUUGGCUUGGCUUGCUUGACUGCAUCCUAAGCAGGUCUCCAGGAAAAAGGGUGCUGGACAAGGGAUCUAUCUAUGCAGUCCAAGAAACUUGGUGGAGAAGAUCAGAAAUUCACCGUGAAGCCAACAGUUUUUGUGUCCUCAGAUGACAACUCCCAGAAUUGGUGGGAAGGCAAAAUAACACCCCACCCAUCCCAAGAACCAUGUCGGUCACUCUGAGCAAUGUCUCGUCAAACGGGACGAGCCAUCACGGGAUUAUGGAUAUACCCAAAGGGCAGAAGCCUUUGAAUCUCUUCCUUUUCUGCUUGACUUUUGUCAUCACGUUCACCGCCCUCUUGGGCAGCAUCUAUUCGCUGGUGUCUCUGCUGAGGAUGCAGAGCAAAAGUACUGUAUCCAUGCUGGUGACUUCUUUGACGGUGGACGAUCUGAUCAGUGUGGCGCCAGCGACCAUCUUCAUGCUCAAGCAUUGGUUGGAUGAGAUGCUCCCCCAGACCUUGUGCACGGCUUCGGCGCUGCUGUACUUAUUCCAGGGCUUUUCCAGCAAUCUGAUGGGGUCUCUCAUAGUUUCUUAUAACUUCUACAGCCUUAGCAAGAUGGGAACUGGCCAAGGGGCCACCAAGAGGCCGGUCAGCAUGGUCUGGGCCGUUCUCACUAUCUGGAUGGUCAGCCUACUGAUCUGUAUUUUGCCUCUUUGCGGCUGGGGUAGCUAUGCCUCCACCCCUUGGGGGUGCCUGACAGACUGCACAAGCUCUUACAUCUUAUUUCUCUUUAUCGUCUACUCGCUGUGCUUCUGCCUCCUCCUUGUGCUCUCCAUCCCUUUAAUUUAUCAGCUGCUGUGUUCAGAUGAGCAGCAGCAUCUGUACGACGAUUAUCACCAAAUUGCCAGAGGCUAUUUCUCCCCUGGGUCACCUCCGACUGGCAGUCGUCACACCCCUUCCCUCUCUCCGAAAGACACUGUGAGCAAAACCUUGAAGCAUUUCCAAGGCGCUUGUCCAAAUGCUGACCUCAAAGUUAGGCAGAGCCCAGUGGACCAUUAUGGACUGGAUCGCUACGGCAUGCAAGAGGGGCCCUACAACAGCCGAACCCUCACUGUGGAAUUUGCUCAGAAGCGCUUUUCCCUGAUUCUGGCGCUGACCAAAGUCACACUUUGGCUCCCAAUGAUGAUUCAAAUGGUUGUUCAACACACUGUUGGGUUUCAAAGCCUCUCCUUUGAGAUAUUCAGCUUUCUGCUAACGCUGCUAGCCGUUACUGUCACCCCAGUAUUUGUCUUGUCAGAACACUGGAGUCACCUGCCUUGCGGCUGCAUCAUCAACUGCAGAAGGAAUGUCUACACUGUAUCCUCAGAGGAAGGCAAAACCAAAAGAAGAGGCUUUGAAUUCAAUCUGUCAUUCCAGCAAGGUUAUGGAAUCUAUAAGAUAUCUCAUGACAACCAUCACAGCGACGAUGGCAACUCUAUAUCAUACCACAGCUUGCUCAACUAUGACUGCGAGAAUAUAAGAGAGACUCAAAAGGACUGCAACAAAAUUGAGUUCAGCACCAUCUCCCUGGAGGACAGCUCCCUGCUUAAAGAGAGCACCAAGUGCAAAAAAACUGUUGGUACAGACACCAAACAAGACCUUAACAAGGAUAAGUUUAUGGAUUGCCUGCUUUCUGACAAAAUGGGAACGUAUAAAAAAGAAGAGGUGAGGAAUAUUGAGAAGUGUGCUUUCUUUGAAGAGAAGGAAAGAAGGCUUUCUCAUGAGGAGUGCCGAAAACCAGAACUCUCUGACUGGGAGUGGUGCAGAAGUAAGUCGGAAAGGACCCCACGACAGCGUUCAGGUGGCUCCUUAGCAAUUCCUUUGUGUGCAUUUCAAGGGACCGUAUCUCUCCAUGCGCCUACAGGAAAAACCCUCUCUUUAUCUACAUAUGAGGUAAGCACGGAGGGACAGAAAAUAACGCCCACAUCGAAGAAAAUUGAAGUGUAUCGCUCCAAGAGCGUGGGUCAUGAGCCAAACCCUGAGGAUUCUCCAACCACAUUUGCUGACACGAGCGUCAAGAUCCAUUUAGAAGUGCUUGAAAUUUGUGACAACGAAGAAGCUAUGGACACAGUGUCAAUCAUCAGCAACAUCAGCCAGUCAUCAACCCAAGUCCGGUCUCCAUCCUUGCGCUAUUCUCGGAAAGAGAACAGAUUUGUCUCGUGUGAUUUAGGGGAAACGGCUUCCUAUUCGCUCUUCAUACCGUCAAACAAUCCCAACAACGAUAUUAACAUAUCAAUCCCGGACACAGUGGAAGCCCACAGGCAGAAUAGUAAAAAGCAACACAUGGAGAAAGAAGGUUAUCAAGAGGAGAUACAAAUGUUAAACAAAGCAUACAGAAAAAGAGAAGAAAGCGGUGCCAACAACUAAAAUAAACAGUUUACUUCAGACCUGAAUAAUUUGGGUUUUCUGAGUCAAUACAUUCUGUUCUUUUUUUUCUUUUUUCUUUUUGCUUGGACAUGAAAUCAGAGUUAAGAAUAUUGCUGCGGCAAUGGAAAACGUCAGCACAUUUAAGAUAGAAAUCAAGAUAUAAUGCAGCAAGGGUCACAAUCCUGCAUAUCAUUUAAGGAGGAUUUAAGCAGGAUUUAAGCAGCCUAACUGCGUGCAGAAUUGUAGUUAAAGCUUUUAAAGCAGCUCUAAUGGGCUACCAGGGAAGGGAGGAGAUAAUCUUUUUUUCUAAAUUAAUACUUUAUUGCAUUUGUUUUGGUUUUCAGUAACGAGCUACCUACCUUUGGAAAUAUACAGGAUCUGCUUGAAGAGCUGCUUCCGACCAAAAUUUUUAAUCAUUUAUUUCAAAACUUUUUUAUUAUAAUAAAAUGUUUCAGAAUAAGCUCCUCCAGGGUUCUAAAUCCAGUGAUGCUGAAUGUUGGAAGAUUGAGGACAAACACAGCACAUAAACCAUGGAAUUCAGCAGUGAUGAUUGGGGAUGGGGAGAAAUUAAAUUUAGUAUGCAUUUAAGGCCAAAUCUAUCAGAUUUUCACUUUUCAGAACAAAAUGAGAACUGAAACACAGCCAUCCUUCAAAAUUCACAUUAAUUUGAAUUUUGCAGUGCAGUUCUCCCACCCAAGAAUGUCAACAAAAAUGCACAUAUUAAGAGGAAAAUGUGCAUAAAACAAUACAUUGGUGGAAAUAAUUUACAAAAUUGCAUUAUAAGAAAUUGUUUCCAAAAAUGUGUACAUUAGUCAAAACUGCACGCAAAAACAUGCUUAUUAUGAGAAAUUUGCACUGAAAUGCUGAAAAAAAUUCAUAAAGAUAUAUAUAUGGACCUGCAAACUGUAGCAGAAAUGUGAAGAGCUGAAUUUAAGACUGGGGAAAAUGAGAAAUUGAGAGAACCAAAACGGGCCAAUUUUUCCAUCCCUAGUGGUGAUCACCAAAUUGGAUAGCUUUAAAGGGGGAUUAGAAAAAAAAGACAAAUAAGGAUGCUAACCAUAAUGGCUGUGUACUACCUCCCGUGUUGGAGCAAGCAUGCUUCUGAAUCCCAGCUGCUGGGAAUCUCUAGCUGGAAGAGUGCUUUGCACUCAGGUGGGUUUCUCAUUGGCAUCUGGUUGGCCACUGUGAGAAUGGGAUGCUGGACUACAUGGGACUUUGGCCUGAUCCAGUAGGUCUCUCCUUAUGUUCUGUAGAAGUUCAAUGCCCAUUACAUGGAUGGCUGCAUAGUUGAGAAAUGAACGUGACAGGGUCCAUGGGCUUGUCCCAACUCUACCCUAUACCCAAUACUAAUCACACUGGGAAGGGGGUACACUUCUGAUGAUAGCUAUAGUAUAUGAUGUAAAGGAAGCAAAUUUAUACGUUCAGUUUAAGCUGUUUCAAAAAAACACAUAUAGAUUGUCCAGUUGUAAUGAAUGUUCAACUCUAGCAUGACAUCAAACUGUCAUUAAACCUGGGUAACCAAAAUUAGAAAGGAAGAUAAUCCCUGACUAAUCAUUACCAAAGAACAAAAGUCAGAAACAAUAUGAUGCAACAUACUGCUCAGUUUGUCAUUACUCACAAAUUAAAAUGGUAAAGAGCAUCAAACAUUUAAAACACACAUUUGCAAUCAUUUCAUUAACACGGUGAAUUUUAAAAUGUUUUCACAUUUUAGAUCAGUUACGAAACAUCUGCAUAUAUAAAUAACAACAAAUUACGUGAGGGUUUUUUUGCAUCAUUUGGUUUUUUUACUUCUAAACUGUUUAUUAAAAUUUAAGUAUUCACAUCUUGUAAAUAUGGAAACAUGUAUUUUGACAUAAUUGCUUUGUAUCGUAUUGCACAAGCUAUCCAAAAAGCUGAGACCCUGCGUUGCAACUUUUGGUUUUGAUAAUUCAAUACAAACACUGUCGCUUACCUGAAUCACAGACUGGGCUCUCCAGCGAUGACAAAUCCAACACCAUGCCAGUACUGCAAAACUCUUCUUAUGAGUUACAAUUUAUAUGAUCGCAGGCCAAAUAUAUGAAGUUGGAAAGUAAUGUAGCCUUAAAUAUUUUGUAGACAGGGAUGCCAAAUGAUUCUUCCUGUAGUUAUGGGCACACCAUGUUUCAGAUCUCGUAUGAGGAAGUCAAUUCUUCAUUGUACCUGUGCUGCAUUACUGUAGUCACAUACCAAUGGGAAACUGGUUAACUAAUAUUAGGCCCUGACUCAUAUAUGGGAAUAACUAGUAGAACAAGUCUUGAAAUUUACCAACUCUUAUUUAUUUCAUUUAAAGUUCAUUUAGAGUUGGAUUCCGUUCCAAGAUGGUGGCACGUUCAUACGCUGCAGCUCUGAGCUCCCAAUAUCUUAAGGUCCAUAUAUAGCAACACCCUAGAGGUCCCGGGCCCUGAGGAAGUUAGAUUAGCCAGGGCCUUUUCAACACUGGCUCCGGCCUGGUGGAAUGCUCCGUCUCAUGAGACCACGUCCCUACAGGAUCUGAUUUCUUUCCGCAGGGACUGUAAGACAGAGUUGUUCCACCUUGACUUUGGCUUAGAAUCAGUUGGAG